AUGUCUGAAGAAAAGCUGGUAAUUUCCUUUAUCGGCCUGGGAGCCAUGGGCUUCGGCAUGGCCACCAAUCUCAUCAAACAAGGCUACUCUGUCACAGGGUUCGACGUCUACGCCCCGACACUGGAGAGGUUCACACAAGCCGGCGGCAAAUCAGCUACAACUCCAGCGGAAGCGACCGCCGGCAAACAACACUGCGUCUGCAUGGUUGCCACAGCGCAACAAGCGCAGUCAGUCUUGCUGGACGGAGAGACCCCUGCUAUUGAUGGCCUUCCGAAGGGAUCGAUUGUCUACCUAUGCUCGACAGUCCCAUCAAGCUAUGUGCAAGGCCUCGAAAAGGAUUUUGCGAGGAGAGGAAGGCCCGACAUCUUGUUGAUUGACUGCCCAGUCUCAGGAGGCGCCAUCCGGGCUGGGAAUGGUACACUUUCCAUAAUGGCUGGAGGGUCUAACGAGGCCAUCAAAAAAGGUUCCACCAUCCUGAAUGCCAUGGCCGACCCUAAUAAGCUAUACAUUGUGCAAGGGGGCGUCGGUGCAGGAAGCAACAUGAAGAUGGUGCACCAGGUCCUCGCGGCGAACCAAAUUCUUUCAGCCAGUGAAGCUCUAGGUUUUGCGAGCCAGUUGGGUCUGGUUCUGACGGAGGUUGCACCUCAAAUUGUCAAGUCUGACGGAUGGAGCUGGAUGCUAGAAAACCGUCUGCCACGUAUUCUCGCCGAAAACCACUUGCCAGUCGCCAGCGCCUUAGGCAUCAUUGUGAAGGACACUUCUAUCAUCACAUCCGAGGCUAGACGGUUCGAGUUCCCAACUCCCCUGACCAGCGCUUCCGAGCAGGUCUACUUCUCGGGUGUCAGGAAAGGCUAUCUCUCUGACGAUGAUGCGUCGCUCAUUCGCCUCUAUACAGAGGGGAAGGAUAGUGCAAUUCCUGUGGCAGGUGUUGCAACAACGAAGGAGGACAAGUUGGCCCUUGUCAUUGGCCUGCUCAAGGGCAUUCAUAUCUGCUCUGCCGUCGAGGCGCUCACUUACGCCAACCACGUCGGACUUGAUCUUGACCAGGUCCUUGACUUGUGUAUCAAUGCUGCCGGUGGUUCCGCAGUUCUCUCUUCCGUGGGCGAGGAGGUCGUCAGUGUCCUGCGGGGCGGCCAGACAUGCCGGAACGACGUAUGGGCAGAUGCCGCCAAACAGUUGGAUGAUGCCAUAAGCGAGGCACAAAGACUCAAAGUUACGACCUUUCUUGGGAGUACAGCGCACAACCUAAUUCGACUCGCACUGCGUGCUUCGGGAAAUAAAUCAUGGGAUUUGGAUUCGAAGGCUUUGGUGUCUCUUUGGGCCUGGUGA
Geosmithia morbida is the source of this 1329-nucleotide messenger RNA. RefSeq names its product 3-hydroxyisobutyrate dehydrogenase. The coding region runs from base 1 to 1329 and encodes 442 amino acids. Gene Ontology annotation, molecular function: NADP binding; oxidoreductase activity; NAD binding. Lineage: Eukaryota; Fungi; Ascomycota; Sordariomycetes; Hypocreales; Bionectriaceae. The transcript has a single exon. The record is from RefSeq and is a predicted model, not a curated record.